CGCACGAUAAAAAAAAAUCCCUGCUUUUUCCGGGCCUUUUUUUAAUCCCCACUCUUCCGCUCCUCGGCGCCGGCCGCGCGGGCGAAACCAACGGCGCCACCGAAACCGGCGAACCGCCUCCUCCUCUCCUCUCCUCUCCCCGGCCCCCGCCCGCCUCGCCGCCUCCCUCUCUCCUCCGCGUAGGCCGUGCCGUGCUCGCGUCCCUUUCGCCGCUCGCCCCCGACUCGUUCCCGCUCCCGCUUCCCGCCGCUUCUGCCGCCGACUCAGCCGGGCGCGCCGUUUCGGGGGUGCGGCAACCCGCGCCUUUCGGGGCCCUCCGCGGGUCCCGUUCGCGCCCCGGCCCCUCUCGUCGUGGAGCGCGAGUCCUGUUGCGGGGAGCGGGCGCCCGUGUUCCCGCGCGUUCCGGAGGUGGGGGCUGAGGGGUGGGGAGAGGCCCCCGGCGGCCCGUCCAUGGCGGAGAGGCGGCCGAUCUGCAGGGAGCCCGGCAAGCCCCGGAGGCCGCCGCGCUCUCACGGCGGUGGGGGAAAUUUCUCAGUUCCACUGUGGGAGAAGAAAUUUUGCACUGAUGCAUGUGCCAUCCCCUGGGGUAAACUGUGUGAGACCAAGAGAUUGAUGUCUCUGUACAAAAAUGUUGUGGAUUGGGAAGACUCAGCUGCAUUAGAAGCCUUCAAUGAUGCAAAGGCGCGCUUCUGUGCUGUAUAUCAUGGUCAACAUUGUGAUAUCCCUUUGCCUGACCCAGACAUGUAUAUUGAUAUAGUUAACCCAGAUGAACAUGUUGAUCCUGAAUUGGUGGCUGAUCUGGAGAAGUCGCGCCGUCGUGUGCCCAGAAAAGAUAACGGUAUUCCUGAUGUCUGGGACUCCUUUAUUUUCUCAGACAAGCCAGUUCCGGUUACAGGAUGGGGUGACACGGAGACAAGCAAUACUGCUGGCCAGCAACAUUCUGUAAACUGGGACAGUCAUUAUGAACAGCCUGAGGAAGCAAAUUGUAAGCAAAUCUCGGGAAAUUGGGACUCUUAUGUUGAGCAGCCCGCUCAAACAUUUCUUCAGCAAAGCACCGGCAAUUGGGAUGUGUAUGAGGAACAGCAAGAUCAAACCAGCAGCUGGAGGGAGCAGACCAAUCCCUGCAUCGCCAACUGGAACAUGAGAGAGGACUCCCAGGAUACAUGGAAACACGGCUGGGGUUCUGCAGCCACUCAGACCGAUCCAUGGGACAACCAUCAAGACAGCUAUGGUGUACCUGACAGCCAGGGUGUGUCAUAUGGACACUGGACUCACUGGAGAAGGCGGAAUAAUGAGUCAGGCAGAAGGACCAGCAAGAAUAGAGAUAGAGGAGGGCCCAUCAGUGCUAAGCCAAUGAAAUCAAAGUACCAGGCGGAUGAGCACAGUGGUGUGAAUAAUAGCUGGAGGCACUGCCGAGUAAGAAAUGACAUGCAUUAUUACUCCUAUGAGCAAGCUGGUUAUGCUAAGCAGUCACUAGCUAUGUAAUUAAGAAGCUACUGUGGGCUGUAGCUGUUGAGAGAAGAUACACUGAUUUCCUCUCUGCCGGGCACUUCUGUCUUUGGAGGUGUCAUUUGUUUUGCACCAGCAGUAGUAAUUGUGGUCAUCUUUGGAUAAGGUAGAGUAGAGAUAGCAGAUCAUCCUGUAGGUUACGUCCCCUCCUUGAAGCUGCCGUAGAUAGUACUGACUACGAGCCUAGUGACAAUUUUGUCGAGCCAUUCAUUGGCGUCCGUCGUGUGUGUAUAUGUCGACUGUCGAGCUCCCUAGCUUAUGUUUACUAGCUGUAUUGCAGCUUCAGCGUUACUGUAAUAAGAAAUGAGGAUGGUUCCUGUUUAAUUUAUGUCUUCCGAGGAGGUAUGAACAAAUGUCUUGACUGAUUUGUAAGCCGGGAUGCUCUGUUCCUAAUGGCAGGAAUAAAAGCUUAAUAUCCUGUCAUGCGCUA
Molecule: messenger RNA, 1939 nt
Organism: Panicum virgatum (switchgrass)
Lineage: Eukaryota; Viridiplantae; Streptophyta; Magnoliopsida; Poales; Poaceae
Exons: 2
Coding region: 451-1485 (344 amino acids)
Source: RefSeq, a predicted model, not a curated record